GGCCGCCUUGAGCCCUUGACUCGUUUUCUAGUUCCUUCUUUCCUCCUAUAUAAUCAAGUUCGCAUCUCUUUCAGUUUCAGAUCUAUAGUCAAACCUCUUCUUCUCUGCUCCUGCUCAAAGCAAACGUCUUCCAUGGCGGAACAAUUGACGGAUGACCAGAUCGCCGAGUUCAAGGAGGCCUUCAGCCUCUUCGAUAAGGACGGGGACGGUUGCAUUACGACUAAAGAGCUUGGAACUGUGAUGCGAUCGUUGGGCCAGAAUCCUACAGAAGCAGAGCUGCAGGACAUGAUCAAUGAGGUCGACGCGGAUGGCAACGGAACUAUAGACUUUCCAGAGUUUCUUAAUCUGAUGGCUCGUAAAAUGAAGGAUACAGACUCAGAAGAGGAGCUUAGGGAGGCCUUCAGAGUGUUCGACAAGGAUCAGAAUGGUUUCAUUUCUGCUGCUGAGCUUCGUCAUGUCAUGACCAAUCUUGGAGAGAAGUUGACUGACGAGGAGGUCGAUGAAAUGAUCCGUGAAGCCGAUGUGGAUGGUGAUGGUCAAAUCAACUAUGAUGAGUUUGUUAAAGUCAUGAUGGCCAAGUGAGUGAUUUCCAAAAAUGACUUCCUUAUAAAAAUACAAAGACUAUCAUUUCAGAUAUGUAUCGUUUGGCUUAUCUUAGUUUUCAGAGUAGGCAACUCUUAUUUUCUUCGCUCUUUGAUGACUGGGACUAUUUGUGAAUUUGUAAUUCUGGUUCUCGUUUGUGCUUGAAAUUUUAUGUUAUGUUUAUUUUAGUUA
This is a messenger RNA of Zingiber officinale, 774 nucleotides long. Its product is annotated as calmodulin-3-like. Bases 133 to 582 code for a protein of 149 amino acids. Lineage: Eukaryota; Viridiplantae; Streptophyta; Magnoliopsida; Zingiberales; Zingiberaceae. The record is from RefSeq and is a predicted model, not a curated record. Gene Ontology annotation, molecular function: calcium ion binding; enzyme regulator activity. The transcript has 2 exons.